AGGAAUAAGCGACCUGCUAAUGGGGUGGCUUGUUUCGUCGGCGGCGUUACCGCGUCUAUACCACGUAUUGCUGCAACGCUGUAACUGACUUCUGAGCGUACAACGAUCCGUCCGUGUGUACCACCUGUGUGGAGAGUCCACGUCCUGCCCGUUGGGAACUUCGUGUUGUACGCAUGGCAACUCCUCGGAGUCUUCGCUAUUCGUCAAAGGAAUGAAGUGGCAAUGUGUGCUGUCGUUCAGAAUUCGCAAGAAAUCGUACCUUACCGGCCCAGACGUAACAGCCUUCUGUUACAACACUAAAGAAAGAUAGCACCGGCGCCCAAAGAGGCAGUGCUGAGCCAUGUCCUGACUCCGGGACGUCGGAGUCGAACCCGGUGCCUUCUUGCUGGGCUUCAUCGUAGGCCAUGGUUUGCCACAAGAGGCUGCUGCUGCUUCUCUCACUGGGAGCGGCUCUGUUCCUCGUCGUAGUUCAGCUGGCUCCGGACCUGGGCUUGCCAGCUGUCCGGGCACCGCCUGUGUCCUCCGUGAACUCCCUGCUCGCCAAAGUCAGCACCAGCGACACACUGCGAGAACACCAUGAUGUCGAAGGGACGAUGUCUCCUGGCGGCAUGGUGAGAAAAGCAAUGGAGCAAAACAAUCCCGCCUUCCUCCAAGCAUCGAUCGCAAAAAUUUCGACGACGAAGAAGGCUCUUUCGAGAAUCACGCCUGCCGGCGUCCUCAGACCAGGAGUCGUAACCUCCACGUCCAUCUCCGUGGUGCGGGCGCCCGUCGCGUUUCGGCAUUUCGUAAUCCACCAGAAGGCCUCCGUCACUAGGCCUGCCAUGAACCGCUUCAAGCCGCUUCGGCUGUCCAGAAUGCUGAAGGUGUUCAACAGAAAUCUGGAUCACUACCCGGUAGUUCCGACAGAUAAGGCCCACAGGGUCCUCGUCGUCACUUACUUCCGGGCUGGUUCCACGUUCGUCGGCGACCUGCUGUCUGCGACGCCGGCCACCUUUUACCACUUCGAGCCUCUGCACAUGUUCAGCAACGAUGCCAGGCUCAACGGAAGUGCGGCCAGCAACGCUUCCGGUUUGAUCGGGCACCUGCUUCGCUGCAACUUUCAACGCGUGCAGCACUACGUCCGCUGGGCUUACGAAAGGAAGUUCCUCUUCAAGCGGAACCACUUCCUCUGGGCCCUGUGCGGAGGCCAGUAUCCGGUCUGCUUCAAGCCGGAUUUCGUGUCCAAGGUGUGCGCGCGUGCGCCCGCGCAAGUCAUGAAGGUCACGCGGCUGCACAUGUCUCAGGUUCGAGACUGGCUGCAGAGUAACCCGGACCUAGCCAAGACUAUGAAGGUUCUACACCUGGUGCGCGACCCGCGGGGCAUUCUGGCUUCGAGGAGACUCUUGGAGUGGUGCAACGAGUCCAAGAGCUGCGCCCACCAGGACACACUGUGCUCGGAGCUUCGCGCCGACCUCGACACGUUCGAGGACCUGCAGAGGAUGUUCCCGAACAGCACGUACAGAGUUCGAUACGAGGAUGUGUCUCUGGAUCCCAAGAAAGAAGCGUUGAAAAUGUUCGAAGCUCUCGGACUCAACUACACAGUGUACGUGUCCAAUUUCCUGAAAACGCACACCAAGGCGCGAAAGGCGGACGCCCUGGACCCGUAUUCGACGAAGAGGAAUUCGUCUACCGUCGCGUUUCAGUGGAGGACUAAGCUUAAGUUCGACGACAUCGCCGAGAUUCAGCGGUCCUGCUCAGACGUGCUCCUUCGGUUAGGUUACAAGACCAUCACUGAUGAAAAUGACUUGUUGGACGAAGUGCCCAUAGCUCCUGUGCCGCACUUGAUAGCAGCUGGUGUCCACACGACGUUGAGGGUGUCCGUAGGCACUGGAAGCUAGAAACUUGUGAACGCGUCCUCCUUGUUUCGUCAGGUGCUCUAGGCUCCUUACUGCAGGUACGGCAAGAAAUCUUAUGGCUUUCUGCGGCCCGUAUGUUGCUAAAAGGGGCGAGCUAGUGUGAUUAUAUGCGAAUGGGGGCAAGACAAAACUUCCGGGGAUGGCAGAGGCUUGAAGUGACGAAAAAUGGUCAAAAUGCAAAUGUCGCUGGAGCUGGCGUUUUCACAAAGGACUUCUCAUCGUCAAGGCAGGAACUCAUUAGUCUGUCUGACAUCUAUGUCGUUGCCAGCCGAAAGGCAUUGUGAAUAAUGACAUUGCACUCUGUGAGUGCACUGUGCUUAACAGCCAGGAUAAACUGUCAAAGAUAUCCCUGUACGUGACAUGUAAAAGCGAGCACUUUGUAAGGCGAUUGUGAACCACACUCAUAGGACACACCUAGAAAUCUUGUUGUGCGUGUGUUGUAAGUUCAUGUUUAUAAUUUGUUCGACAGCGCGGUAACACGCGCUAUUGUUGCCAUGAGUGCACCUACGUCAGCGUUGAUGUGCGUGUUUGAAGCUCGACAUCUGUUUUAGCUUUCUGACAUUUACAUUUGAUGUUGUGACUAUCAAUGGCAUUGUAUAAGCAUUGCAGACAAUCAUUUUCAGGCUUAUAGCUUGUAAGCCUACUGGUAGUUAGAUCAUGUAUACUUGUUAUCCUUCGAGUAAACGCCAAGGUAAAUGUAUGAGUCAUUUUAUUAGCUGCGCAGACAAAGAGGAAUGGCCCUCGCAAUCACACUUAGGUAUUUCGUUAAUGAGGUAGAAAAGCGUUAGGUGCUAUGUGACAGUGGAUGUUCGCAGAUCUGUUUUCCUCUCGAAGUUCCAAAUAUUCAUAAAUCUUAAGUGGAGAUAUUCAAUGAAAAAAAAGGUGAACAACCUGUUGUAACAAAUACGGACAUGUAAGACGUGGCCGUUUGCCAAAAAGUGUUCAAGCUUUUCUGGCUAUCGAAAUGAUGUUGCACCUGACGUUCUCGGUGUUUAACAGUAAAUCUGAGCAGAAUACUGCUUAUCGUUAAAACGAGUGUUAUGUGACUCAUCUAUUACUGAUUCUGCGUGAGCCUAUAAUAUAUAUUAUGAUGUUACGCUUACGUAUACUUCAGCAUGAUAACUUGAUAUCCUGGAAGGCUUUUUUUGACAGCUCGGUUCAAUGGCGAUCACAUUUUGCAAGCUUGCGUUUUCCAUAUUUGAACAUUCCUUCACAAUUUAAAGUAGUGAACAUCUGUGCGCUGUGCUUGUUUUUACGUUCGUGAAAAUUUGAUUCAAACCGCGUUGACAUGCACAUAUCUAACACACUGUAUCUGUAGUGCUCUGUUUUCUCUUCGCACUGUUGUCAAAUCCAGCACAUUCGAAGCACAGUUAAAUCAAUAUAUCAGAGGAAUAAGCACCCAUUACAAUGAAGUUACAUUCACCGCCACAAAGAGCUACGGCAAUAAAAAUAUAGGACAACUGUUUAAAUUUGUUGGUUUGAUCUUGAGGCCUAUUAUUAGAAGAAAGGUAGUAUGUUGUCCUAAUAAUCAACAAGUGUUUCAGUGUGAACAGCUAGCUGUUCGAAAAACAACACUAAGCAAGUACAUUUAUUGCACGCGGCGACAUAUCUCGGCCUAACUGCUGUGGUCCUAUAACUUUUGUCAGCAGUUGUACUUCAACAGGUACACUUUGAACACAUUUAGACAUUCUAUUUCACGACGAGGAGAAAAGAUGGUAUACGAAGAGAACUUGGCGUAGAUAGCUUUCGACUUGCGAAGAGGUCGCGUAGUUCGAGAAACAGAAGGUACCUGUACGCAUGAGCAGCGUGUGUAUUGCUUCAGGGACUGACGUCGUAAUGCUUAAGAACUUAACCAGUAAAGUGAAAAUGGUCAAAAGUACAAUCUUGAGAAGGAGCAAGAAUAGAGAGGAAGACAGCUUCCAGGUAUCUCGUGAAACUGAAAUGUAGUGGAGGCCCCUGAGUGUGAGGUGAUUUAUAGUGCAUUGCAUGACAAGAAUGGAACAGGUUUGUAUGCAGAACGUAGUGCGAAGGACGCUACGACGAGCCCAGUCAUUCCGUCCCAGCAUUGACUACUAAACGUAUCCGUGCGUAAGUAGUUCUUUAAUCCAUUCGUUUCGGAGCCUCGUACUCGACCGGUACCGAUGCUUAGUGUGCCAAAAGUUUGUCCAGUCCAGAGAGCUUUCUGUUCUGUACAUCUGCGGUUGACAAACGCGAAUUCACGUUGGUGACAAGCUGCACAAAUCCCGAAGUACUUUUAGGUGUUUCUUGAUGAAUAGACUCGAGACACAAGAGCGACGUGGUGGCCUCGUUAAGGACAAGGUAGCACCACGAGACGAAACACAGGAACAGGAAAUGAAAAGACUUGAGCUCCUGCUUGUGAUGUUUCGGCUCAUUGUGUUUCGCCUUGUCGCAAUGUCCUAUGCUAAUGGAACCAUGUCAACUAUAGCCUAGUAUCUCACACUAUUGGCUUCGUUGUUAUAUGGCAACGCCGGAAUAAACGCUUUCGUGUAAGUUUAAGGUCGUUAGAAAGAGUUAAAAAAUUCCAAGUAAUAUGUUACGAGUAUCGUAACAGCAGUGAGUUUACUUUCAGUCUUCAUAAGUAGCUUUUUUCAUAUCACAUAAUGCUGUGUAAAGUCGGCAAAAGUGUGACGAGAGAGCUAGUCAUAAAGGGGCUUUCUAAGUCCCACUGAGCAGUUGAAGACGCUGAGAUGAGGUGUUUUAAUGCAUUCACAACACUUGGUGGCAUUGCGUUUCCACGAUCCAUUAAACACACCUGAAGAUUGACCUUUAUGCUCCUGCUAGUGGCAUUUUUCAGACUCAUCAUUCUUAGUAGGAUGAGCAGUCAUGAUGAACAGGUGUUGAAGUCUUGCGCAAACUUCUUUAUACGCCACGGGCCAUUUGUGAAUGUUAACUGCGAACUUAGCAAAACAAACGUAGCAAAAACAAAAGCGCUCGUAGUGCCCAUUUCCCUAUAAUUUGUGAAAAUUUGCUUUGUAUGAGGUUGUAUUAGAAUGAUGUUGACGCGGUGGUGGGUACACGGUUGAACGUGUUCAUGUCUUCCAUGGGGUUUGACUUAUUUCGACAUGCAAUUGAAUGACACGCAGUGCUCAUUAGGAUGUUUACGUUGCUCUGUCCCGUGACGUUAGCGCUGAGUGCAACUACUCGCGUGUUAUCCAGCAGGAACUGGACGCGAAAGUUUAGUGUGGACCUUUCUCAGCCUUUUAAUAAAGAAAGCACUUUCAUC
Messenger RNA from Rhipicephalus sanguineus (brown dog tick), 5139 nucleotides. RefSeq names its product carbohydrate sulfotransferase 1-like. Gene Ontology annotation, biological process: sulfur compound metabolic process; N-acetylglucosamine metabolic process. The transcript is spliced from 4 exons. The record is from RefSeq and is a predicted model, not a curated record. Gene Ontology annotation, molecular function: N-acetylglucosamine 6-O-sulfotransferase activity. Lineage: Eukaryota; Metazoa; Arthropoda; Arachnida; Ixodida; Ixodidae. The coding region runs from base 405 to 1877 and encodes 490 amino acids.